UUGGCCUUGACCUUGCAGUCAAAGCUUUCUGUUUUUAAGAGUCUGCCACAGGCAGACAGGAUGGACAAUGAAAACACAAGAUAAAGUCUUCAUGUUGAGUUUCUACUUCCACAUGUCCCAGAGUAGAACCAUAGUAUAUGCUUGAUUAUCAGUGUUCUGGAGAGGACAGUAAGACGUAGCCGGCAGAGUUGUUUUUAUCAGAGCGUCAGAUGAGGAGAGAAGUGAGUGAUGAAAAGAGAUAGAGAGCUGAGAUGACAGCUGUUUGACGGAGGGACACAGCAGGAGGAGGGAUCACAUGUGAGACAUCAUACGUAAAAGACAGAGGAUGCAACACACCGGAGGAAACGCAGAGCUAUACAUAGACUAAGAAUGAGUGAAACUUCAAGAGAGCUUGAGCCAUCAUCACAGCCAGAACCUGAGAGGGGGCUUCAGCUUCCACCUCUGCUUCAGCCGCCACUCCCCACCCAAGAUCCCUCCGCUCCCCAUCAGCAGACCCAGCUCCAGAUCCUGCAGCUGUCAGAGCAACAGCACCAACAAAAGCCAGGGUGGAUAAAACAUCAAAAACUGCUUGUCCUCCUUUUGGGGCUCUCCUUAUGUGCUGCCAUUCUGGGACUAAGUUAUUAUAUGCAUCACAAUCUUCACAAUAGAAGGAAUAACCAGACAGACACUGAGACUCCAUGUCUCUCCCCAGCUUGUCAGAGGGCCUCGGCCCGUCUGUCCAUGUCUGCUGAUCCCUUCACACAGCCCUGUGAUUACUUCCUGUUCUCAUGUGGAUCUGACAGACUUUCACCAGACAGUGGGGUGAGACAGAGAGGUCAGGGCAUCCCUGGACAUCCACAGAACCAUAGAGAAAAGGUUGUGUGGCCAGAGGGACAAACUAAAGAGAGAGAAGACAGAAGACUGAAAGAGGAGAAAAUAUUGGACAGAAAAACUGUGCUGUUGCAGUAUCUCAGGGAGAUUUUAGAAUCAAACAACAGACCAAAUAGUACAGCAGUGCAGAAGGCAAAAAGUUUCUACCAUUCAUGUUUGGACACCAAAUCCAUCGAGUCUGCUGGAGCGGAGCCCUUCCUCACACUCAUCCAGAAACUGGGAGGCUGGACAGUAACAGGCCAGUGGAAUCGGACUGAUUUCAACUCCACCCUGAGCCUGCUAAUGAAGGACUAUGGCACCUUUCCAUUCUUCAACCUCUUAGUCGGCAAAGAUCCAAAUGAAAGUGGCCAAGGGACAGGCAAAAGAUACAUACAGAUUGAUCAGCCAGAUCUGUUGAUCCCGAUUGAAUGGAACAGCAAGACAGAGAAGUCUCAAGCUAAAACACAGACACUACGUCCCUUCUUGGCAUCCUGUCAGAAGUACCUGGCACUGUUGGGUGCACAGCCCAGUGUCAGCAUGAUCCACGUAGGCACGUUCAUAUCUUUGUCGUCUGAGCUCGCUGUGGCUGCUACACCUCUGCAGUACCGUCUGUCAAAAGGACAGCUUUAUCAGCGCAUGACAAUCAAAGAGCUACAGAGCCAGGCCCCUGCGAUUGAUUGGUUGGGCUGUCUGCAGGCUGCUUUUCAUCCACUGCCCCUCACCGAAGACGAUCAUGUCCUUCUGCAUAAUUUACCCUACAUUGUGCGAAUGUCCAGCACCAUCAGCAGGUGGCUGAACAGGCAUGAGCUGAGAACAAGCGCUCCCGUUCACACUUACAUGAUCUUCAAUCUGCUGCACACCAUGAUGCCCGCUCUAGACUCCAACUUUUCUGAGACAGCGAAGAAUUUGUCUUUGGCUCUGGGUGACAAAGAGGGGGUAGCCCCUCGCUGGAAACACUGUGUGUUAGACACUGAAAGAGGAUUCGACUUGGUUCUCGCAGACCUGCUCAGUGAACGCACAGCACACAGAGAGAUAGAGGAGAUUAUUCAGAAUAUCUUUUCCUCCUUCAAGUCCAAAUUACGUGAACUCAAGUGGACAAACAAGAGGUCUUUCCAGCUUGUCAUGAAUAAGGUUCACUCUUUAAUUCCAAGACUUUGGACUGCAAACGAGAUCUCUAGCGAGGCUGAGCUUGACCUGCUUUUUUCCGAGAUGACAGUCAACACACAAAGCUUCUUCUCCAACUACGUCCAGCUGCUGUCCUUGUGGCAAAAGAGACUCAGCAAACUCUUGACGGAGCAGACUGUGGCGGCUGAUAUUCUGUCUGUCACACCAUUCCUCCAGGGCAAUGAGCUGCUCUUUCCGAUGGGAAUGUUUGCCCAGCCUCUCUUCGAUCCUACCUAUCCCAGGGCGAUGAAUUAUGGUGUAAUGGGUUUCCUUAUCGCCAAAGAUAUCCUCCACCUGAUCCUGCCUGACAUUUAUUCUCAGACUGAGACUGUGCGUGCUGUGGGGAAAUGCGUGUGGGCUCACUACCUCACGGUGACAGAAAAAGCAGGCCGGGAUGGAAGGUUUUCCCUCUCGGCAGCGCAGCAGCAGGAGGUGUGGGUGCAAUAUUCUGCACUGCAGAUAGCAUUGCAGGCCUAUCGUCAGAGUCUGAAGAACAAUCCCAGUGACACUUCCAUCGCAGGACUAUCACACACGCGUCUGUUUCUCACAUCUUUUUCUCAGGUUAACUGUGACUCCGAUCCAUACCGUGAAUUCAUGCCUUUGGAGCCCUCCUUCUUGAUUACAGUCAUUUGUGCCAAAUCUGGUCUCUGUCCAACAAGCCUACAGUGCCCAAAUAAAACCCAGCAGGAUUCAUUACAAACAUGCUGAAUACACUCAUCUGAUGCCCAGCAGGUUUUGUUUUUGUAGUUACUGAUUAUUGUGGAUUAAUGUGGAUUAAUAUGGAUUAUCUGGCAAACUAUCGACUUGAUGUUGCAGAAAUUGAGCACACAAGCUGGCAAACUAAAGAUUGCUGGUUGCAUUAAAGAUAGUUUAUAUAACAGAUAUGUAUGGAGAGAGUAAAUGUGUUACAGUAUGUAAAAGGCAAAGACAUUUUUUGUAUCUGUAGUUAUUGUUAAGAUAUGUUUGCCUUCUCAUAAACUGCAGGUUUUUGUGUAAAUAAAAAUAAACAUUUGAAAAACUA
Messenger RNA from Larimichthys crocea (large yellow croaker), 3034 nucleotides. RefSeq names its product Kell metallo-endopeptidase (Kell blood group) (gene kel). Gene Ontology annotation, molecular function: metalloendopeptidase activity. Gene Ontology annotation, cellular component: plasma membrane. The transcript is spliced from 18 exons. Bases 370 to 2721 code for a protein of 783 amino acids. NCBI's taxonomy places the organism in Eukaryota, Metazoa, Chordata, Actinopteri, Sciaenidae. The record is from RefSeq and is a predicted model, not a curated record. Gene Ontology annotation, biological process: protein processing.